Molecule: messenger RNA, 1297 nt
Organism: Toxorhynchites rutilus septentrionalis
Lineage: Eukaryota; Metazoa; Arthropoda; Insecta; Diptera; Culicidae
Product: sulfotransferase 1E1
Exons: 7
Coding region: 21-1166 (381 amino acids)
Biological process (GO): sulfation
Cellular component (GO): cytoplasm
Molecular function (GO): sulfotransferase activity
Source: RefSeq, a predicted model, not a curated record
CAUAAAUUUUGUGCUAGCGUAUGAUGAAAACAUCGAGUCAGAUUGCAUAUGAAAAUGGACAGAGAAAAGAUAGCAGGUUGCUUUUUUUUUCUUACCUAGCUAUUCGAGAUAUGCGUUCAGGUUCAUCGAUGGAGCAUAAUAACAAUACAGUGGUAUUCCCGUAUGAAACCAAAUUUGUUGAUCAUGAAAUUAAUUAUAAACUACUUGAGGAUUUCCACGGCGAAAAAACUGGAUUUGUGCAGACCGGUUGUGAUAAAUGGUUUUUUCCCAGCAAAUAUUUACAAGCAGCCGAAAAUUUUUAUAAUUUCGAAGCGAGGACUUCUGAUGUUUGGAUUGCUACAUUUCCUCGCUCAGGUACUACAUGGACUCAAGAGAUGGUAUGGCUAAUAUGCAACAAACUAAAUUUCAUAGAAGCUCGACAACGACAACUAAACGAACGUGUUCCGUUUUUUGAGUUUCACAUGUUCAUGCACGACGAAAUGAAAAAACAAUUUCUUUCUGAGAAUACAGACGCGAGCGCCAAAAUGUUUAUAGAAGAUAUAUCAAAACCAGCAUAUGACAUGCUGAGUUCAUUAACAGUUAACCGAUUUAUCAAAACACAUUUCCCAUUUUCUCUUCUACCUCCAAGUAUUUUCAAAACAGGAGCAAAGGUUAUAUAUGUUGCUCGGAAUCCAUCGGAUGUAGUUGUCUCUUAUUAUCACUUAAAUAAGUUAUAUCGAACUCAGGGGUACGUUGGCGAUUUGGAAUCAUUUUAUAAUUACUUUGAAAAGGGUUUAGUACCCUGGUCGCCAUAUUGGACCCAUUUGAAACAAGCAUGGAAUGCACGACACUUACCCAACGUCUUGUUCAUGUUCUAUGAAGAAAUGAACCAAAACUUACCCGCGACUAUAAAUAAAGUAGCAAAUUUUUUAGAUAAACGGCUAUCGGAUGCAGAUGUUCUGAACCUUUGUGAACAUCUGAGUAUAGAUAAUUUCAAAAAUAACCCUUCUAUAAACGGUGCAGAAUUGAUAGAUGUGGGUAUUCUCAAUUCCAGCGCUCAAGGAUUUAUAAGAAAAGGACAAGUGAACUCAUCAACAGACGAAUUAACUGAUUCAAUAAAACAACGAAUUAAAGCGUGGACUGAAGAAAAUUUAUCUGAUACUGACUUAAAAUUUCCGACCAUUUGAAAAUGGAUAUCCGGAAUUCGUACAAAAAUAUAUAUUACUAGCUGACCCGGCAAACUUCGUCCCGCCCAAAUUUUUUUUUUGCGUUAUCACAUUCACGUUUUCUUACUAAGCGCACGUUCAUGGGUCCAAUG